AGAACAUAAGCACCUUAUCUUGAAGUUGGCUGAUAUGGGUGUCACAUCUGUUUAUUUAGAACUCCCAUGAUACUGGGGUUUUCAUUUAGCUGCAGGUCUGAUGAAGAAACAUAAUCAGAAGGAAAUAACAGUUAGAUUUCUGAACCAGAAAAUGCCAGAAGGGUCGGAGGACUGUAGGCACUGGCAGGCCCAUUGACAUCCAUCCCCUGUAACUGUUCCAGUAAUCCAUCCAAUCCUGACAAUGGCACAGGGCAGCCAACAGAUUGAUAUUCAGGUGCUGCAUGACCUCCGGCAGCGCUUCCCUGAGAUCCCAGAAGGAGUGGUGUCUCAGUGCAUGCUGCAGAAUAACAAUAAUCUGGAAGCCUGUUGUUUGGCCCUUGCCCAAGAGAGCAACAAAUACCUGUAUGGGGAGUUCCACAGCCCAGAUGAUGCCAGAAUGAGCAGGAACCACAUGCUGCAGAUUAACCUGGGUAUCCAGCCUCCAGCAACAUACCAGACAGGGGAUGGUGGCCAACUCAAUGGUGGUCGAACGCUGGUCCAUAGCACGAGUGAUGGCCACAUUGAGCCUCAACGAGGAGGUGGUCAACAACUUGUGCGACUGAUACAGGAGCCACAUUCUGCCCCGGCAAUUGUAGCUAAUCCACCUGGCUACAACCCUUUCUUUGUAAGUGACCAGGGCCGAAAUACAGGUACUCCUCCCCCACCAUCUCAACAGCCAACCUCCCUUCAGCCAGGCUUGAACACAUCACCUAUGCAAGGUCUUUCUCCGACAUAUCAGCCCAUAUCUCGAUACACUAUAAACCCUAUUACUGUAACCUUGUCACAGAACAUACCAUCUGGUCAGACUGCUCCAACUGCAUUGCAUAUACACGGCGGUCCUUCGCAGAUGCAGAGCACUCCCUAUGGGAUUGGUAAUUCUAUUUACAUUAGGCCAACAUCUGGACGACAGACUCCUCAGAACACAGCUUGGACUUCCAGUCAGUGUCCUCUCCCACAGUAUAAUCACCAUCCCCCACCUGUUUAUCAGCCACAACAGACUUAUCAGCCUUCUCAGUAUUCUCCGAAACAGCCGCAGCUUCCUCAGCAAGCGUUUCGGUCGCCGCCUCCGUCGCAGUUCAGCUCGCCUUACAGCUCUCCGCAACAUCAGGUACAAGCCAACCAGCCAGGUCACCAGACUUCCCACGUCUUCAUGCCGAUAAGUUCUCCCACAAUGACGCAUCUCCCUUACCAACCUCCACAGAAUUAUCCACAACAAGGCAGCCAGUCGUUGUCCUACGUACCUUACUCCGUGUCUGGAUUGUCCAAAGCUCCUAUGAAAAAUCAGAUAGAAAUCAAAUUGGAAACUCCGCAGAGAUCUGGUGCCAACGUCACUCGAAGUUCCUCCCCUGUCAGCAGUCAGCCUGCUUUACGGAGUCAUCCUACGUUGUAUAUUGCCACCAAUUCACCGUCAAAUUCGCCGUCGAGAGGAAUGUCGGGACAAAUGAGUGUCGUUCAACCGCAGCCAGUGUACAGUGUACCACCCACGUAUAUUCACCAUCAACCAUCGCGACCUCGGUCUACAACUGCUGGCAGUAACCAAGUGAACGCUCCUCGUGUGGUUGUAACUCAGCCUAAUACUAAAUACACCUUCAAAAUAACAGUUUCUCCAAACAGACCACCUUCAAUUUCCCGAGGUGUGGCAUCACCUACUUUUGACCCUGGGAGCAUCUUGAAUCUAGUGGAUUGUCAAGGAGAGCAUCCUGGCGCCCCAGAACCUAUACAGCCAAUAUCGGCAUUAACAGGGUCUACUGUUGAUAAACGAAACGAGGACCAACGGCGAAAGUCAAGUUCAGGGUCAGAUGACUAUGCUUACACUCAAGCGCUAUUGCUCCAUCAAAGAGCUCGAAUGGAGCGAUUACUGAAAGAGCUAAACCUGGAAAAACAAAAGCUAGAGAAGCUGAAAGCUGAAGUCAAUGAAAUGGAAUAUGAUUUAAUGCAACGACGGCUGAGGAGAGUGAACUCCAACACGUCAAUACCUACACCAGAAGAGAUGACUAGAUUACGAAGUCUAAACCGACAACUGCAAAUUGACAUUGACUGUACUUUGAAAGAAAUUGACCUUUUGCAAUCCAGAGGGAACUUUGAUCCAAAAGCCAUGAAUAAUUUUUAUGACAAUAUAGGACUAACUGGCCCUGUAGGAGCUGUUCCCCCAAAGCAUAGUAAAAAAGACCCUUCAGGUACUCUAGAGAGAAAAGCAAGGAAAAUUAGUGUGACUUCAAAGUUAAAGAAGGACUCCUCUGAUUCCCAGGCUGCUCCAGCUGAGGAAGCCGGUCCCGUCGCGGCAUACAGCCGAAGACCUCAUCAACGAGAUGAGGAUUUUGAAGGUGCCCCCUGGAAUUGCAACAGCUGCACCUUCCUGAAUCACCCAGCACUGAAUCGCUGCGAACAGUGUGAAAUGCCACGAUACACCUGAACUGAAGUGGGCUAGCACUUGCCAGCGUGCAGGAUCCUGAAACUUUGGGGUCUUGAAAGGAGACUGCAAAUCAUCUGCCGGGCCAGAAGUGAAGAUGAAACGUUGAAAUCUCUUGCAACAGUCAGCUAAAUUCACAACACUAUUGUGGCUGUCUCCAUCACAGCGUAAAUCUUAAACUUUAAGCAACAUCUAGUCACCGUUAUGUUUCUUUACACGAUGAAUUGAAGUAAACAUCCAAAUGCCACGAAGACGGUCCUUAGCGAAGCUGAGCAUUGUUACCCCUUCGAGGCCUGUUAUUACAAGUCGGGACGCUGUCUUACCCUUCCUGCGUAGGGUAGCUGUCCACGAGAUGAGUUGUGUAAUUAAAAGUCUGUCUGGGUUUAAAAAAAAAGGCACCGGUUGCGAAGGAUUCUUGUUGCUUUCGUUCGGGGGUGGAUUGUCCCUUGCGCUGCGUCUGUUAACUGUCGGCAUCUUGACUCAGUCUCGCAGGCGAAAGGGACUGCCGUGACACUACAGUAGGGUUUAAAAGACUUGAGUUACUUGUGAUUGCUGCUUUCUUCAGGGUAAUUGCAAUCUUUACACAAAUCAAUUGUACAUUAAAUUUGAGACUGUCAGAAUGGACAGGUAUGAGGUAUUGCCUUAGGUAUGUUUUAAAUAUACAGUCAUAAUCAAUGAUCCCUUUUGCUUGUACUGUGUCCUUUGAGCUACAUCACUGACACUGGUGAAAAAUGAGUAUUUGCAGAUGAGAACAGUGCUGCAUGCUCGUAUUAGGGAAAUAAGUUUAGGCUGUGGGCUCUGUCCUUGAUUUUAAAAGUCACGUGUGCUUUCUUAACUCUGUUUUUCGACAAAGCUUCCCUUAGACUUUGCUCUGUAAUUGUACAGCAAACUUACGCCAAAGGCAAGUAUUCCACAACCUGCUCCAGACUCGAAGCCACCUGUACUCGCCGAGAUUUGUUCUGCUACCUAAGCAUCCCCGAGCUUCCACUCUGUAAAGAAAUCAUGUUGUUUACAGCACAGAAGAUAACAUUUCCGUCCCCCUUCUUCCCACAUAUAGGUGCAUUUAGUAAUCGGUAGCUCUUUAAGAGUGAGUUUGCACAUCACUAAGAAACCAGCCUGUACUAAAACUUGCUAAACGCAGCCUGAAAAAUAAAUGGUCGCACACUGCAAAUAUAAAAACAAACUGUUGGAACUUUUUCAUUCGUCAAAGAAUGAAAUUCGCUGGACCCGCAAAUCGAAGUUCAUUAUGAACUUGCCGGUACUUUCAUGCCUAUAAAUGUUAUACUGUAUUAUUAAAGGUGAUGUUUAGUUCAGUUGCUUCAGGUUGCUUUAAUUAUAAUAAAGUACUUGUUCUUUGUGAAAUCACACAUUUGUUGGGUCUGAACAACUGAAUGAGAAUUAAGUUUGAGCGAAUAGGACGUUCGUAUUCCUAUAUAAAGAAGCACCUAUCUUUGUACGGUUCCCUUCUCUACAGUUUAAAGAUUGUACUGUACGAUCUCAUCAAAAGUUUGAGCUGGAGACAAUUGUGCAAAGGCGAUAGGGGCACUGCAUGUACGGUACAUAUAUGGACAUUCUGGUGGCUGCAAUAUUUUACAAAUAAAGUCACAAAGUGA
Pristis pectinata (smalltooth sawfish) is the source of this 4062-nucleotide messenger RNA. It is a transcript of the gene tab3, whose product is annotated as TGF-beta activated kinase 1 (MAP3K7) binding protein 3. Gene Ontology annotation, cellular component: extracellular exosome. The coding region runs from base 242 to 2452 and encodes 736 amino acids. Gene Ontology annotation, molecular function: ubiquitin binding. The transcript is spliced from 8 exons. NCBI's taxonomy places the organism in Eukaryota, Metazoa, Chordata, Chondrichthyes, Rhinopristiformes, Pristidae. The record is from RefSeq and is a predicted model, not a curated record.